Molecule: messenger RNA, 2027 nt
Organism: Diospyros lotus (date-plum)
Lineage: Eukaryota; Viridiplantae; Streptophyta; Magnoliopsida; Ericales; Ebenaceae
Product: root phototropism protein 2
Exons: 5
Coding region: 107-1828 (573 amino acids)
Molecular function (GO): protein binding
Source: RefSeq, a predicted model, not a curated record
UAGCAGAAUCAGGAUAAUAUUAAGUUCUCAAUCUCCAUAAAGACCGAAACAGAGGGUUGCUAUCUUAGAAGUUGGUACAGCUCCAUCUUCUGAAGCCAAAGCAGCCAUGGCCGCCCCCAUCAGAAACUGCAACAGGCUCUCUCUUGCCAUGGAGAGAACUGGCCAAUGGGUUUUGUCCCAAGAUCUUCCAACUGAUGUAGUGGUGGAAAUAGGUGAAGCUACUUUCAAUCUUCAUAAGUUCAUGCUGGUGGCUAAGAGCAAUUAUAUAAGGAAGCUCAUAUUGGAAUCGAAAGAACCUGAUUUGACGAGAAUCGACCUGUCAGACAUCCCCGGAGGACCCGAGAUCUUCGAGAAGGCAGCGAAGUUCUGCUAUGGCGUCAACUUCGAGAUCACUGUUCGCAAUGUUGCUGCUCUUCGCUGUGCCGCCGAGUAUCUGCAGAUGACUGACAGGUACUCGGAGGGAAACCUUGCCGGUCGAACCGAGGACUUUCUCUGCCAAGUCGCCCUCAGCAGUCUCUCCGGCGCUGUAGUCGUCUUGCAGUCCUGCGAGAAUCUUCUUCCCAUGGCCGAAAACCUCAACAUCGUAAACCGAUGCGUCGAUGUCGCAAGCGCUAAGGCUUGUAACGAGGCGAACUUUCCAAGUCGAUCACCGCCGAAUUGGUGGACGGAAGAGCUGUCGAUCUUAGACAUAGCUUUCUUCGAGAAGGUCAUUGCACGAAUGAGGUCGCGAGGGGCAAAAGCCCUAACUGUAGCGAGCGCGAUAAUCAGCUACGCAGAGAGGACACUCCGGGAUCUCGUUCGAGACCACUCGGGCAGCGGCAUGAAGUUGCUGGAAUCCAACGACUCCGAACUCAUAAUCCAGCAGAAAGAGCUCCUGGAAUCAAUUGUCGCACUAUUUCCGGCCGAGAAAACAGCGUUUCCGAUCAACUUCCUCUGCUGCCUCCUCCGCAGCGCGAUUUUCCUCAGAGCCAGCAACAGCUGUAAGAAUGAGCUCGAGAAGCGAAUCUCGGCAAUUCUGGAACACGUGGCGGUCGACGAGCUUCUGGUGCUUUCGUUCAGCUACGACGGCUCGAGGCUGUUCGAUCUGGACAGUGUACGGAGGAUCAUAUCAGGAUUUGUGGAGAAGGAGAAGAGCGUGGCGGUUUUCAACGGUGGCGAUUUCAGAGAAGUUUGCUCGACGGCGAUGCAGAGAGUUGCGAAGAGCGUCGACGCGUACCUCGGCGAGAUCGCUACAUACGAUGAGCUGAGCAUCUCCAAGUUCAACGGAAUCGCCAAUCUCGUGCCGAAGGCGGCCAGGAAGGUAGACGAUGAUCUAUAUAGAGCCAUUGAUAUCUACUUGAAGGCUCAUCCAAACUUGGACGAGAUUGAGCGGGAGAAGACUUGCAGCUCCAUGGAUCCACUGAGGCUGUCCUACGAAGCCAGGAUCCACGCCUCGCAGAACAAGCGCUUGCCCGUCCAGGUAGUCCUCCACGCUCUAUACUACGAUCAGCUAAAGAUAAGGAGCGGCGGCGACGAUCGACACACGCUGGACGCUCUGACAACGAGAAACCAGCUGCAAGCGGACGUGUCGUUGAUGAAGGAGAACGAGGCCUUGCGCACAGAGCUGCUGAAGAUGAAGAUGUACGUGGCUGAUCUGCAGAAGAAUAAUCAAGGGCCGUCUACGUCCGGGAAGAUGGGCGGUCAGCGGCGGCCGACGUUCUUAUCGACGGUGUCGAAGAAAUUGGGGAAGUUGAACCCCUUCAAGCAUGGAUCAAAGGACACUUCCAACAUUGAAGAUGAGGCGGUGGACAUCAGCAAGCCUAGGCGAAGAAGGUUCUCUGUCUCUUGAUUGAUUAUGAAUGAAUUAUUAGCGAGUAAUUAAGUGAGUGAUUCCAUUUUGCAUAAAAUUAUUAAGUUGCUAAUUUUUAUUUGAUCAAGCAGUGCUGUUUGAUGAUCUCUGCCUGUUCUGUUCACUAUUGGUUGCAUUUUGUCGGAUGAUUAUUAUUAUUAUUAUUAAUAUUAUAUCGAACAGAAUGCAUGCUUGAUGA